Pogoniulus pusillus (Red-fronted tinkerbird) is the source of this 3657-nucleotide messenger RNA. RefSeq names its product ring finger protein 182 (gene RNF182). Lineage: Eukaryota; Metazoa; Chordata; Aves; Piciformes; Lybiidae. Gene Ontology annotation, cellular component: cytoplasm. Gene Ontology annotation, biological process: protein ubiquitination. The transcript has 6 exons. The record is from RefSeq and is a predicted model, not a curated record. Gene Ontology annotation, molecular function: ubiquitin-protein transferase activity. The coding region runs from base 770 to 1507 and encodes 245 amino acids.
CCUGCAUCCCAUUCUUCCAGGUUUGCUCUGGAGACUUUCCACCUGUGGAGAGUUUCUGACUCAACGCAAGCUGAAGAGGAGAAGAAGAGAAACCAGAAAAGCUGCCACAUGAGGAUGAGCACUUGGCUCACACAGCUCAGCUCAAGCUCCUAUGGUAAUCCAGUGCUAAUUCAUGCCAAGUGUCCUCCAGGUGAUACUGCAGCCCAAGGUCUACCAGACUGCAUGGUUUGCCUUCAGUGAGAUCUCUGCCCUGCCUAGACUCCGUGGGAAAGGACGCUGUCUGGUAGGCAGUUGAGGAGUCAUGAAGAACUUUACAGGGCAGCAUCACUUCUUCAGCACAUCUGACAGCCACGUCUGGGACAACCAUAGACGCUCCACGGAUCAAGCACCAGACUGCAAAGCAGAGGUACACAACCAUUUUGAAAGAUAUUGCCCAGGCAGCAAAAUGUCCAACAGAACAAGCCUUUUGGUGGGAUGAAUGUUUUUUGGAGGAAGGACAAAUGGCAAAAAGAGAGAGGACACCAUCAAGAGCUCUUCUCCUGCUCCAUGUGAAUGAUGGAUGCCUGGCUCAGAGUAAAUGAUACGCAGUGCACAGUCCCUAACAAAAGCUGAAAAUGGAUGAUGCCGACUGAUGGCUUUUUGACAACAUCAUUUCUUUUCCUCUUUGAGAUGGGUGGUACAAUCAUCAGGAAAAAAAUCUACAAUAAGCCCGAGUGACUUCUUUGUCCCUUGACUCCUCUUUCUGCAAGUCUGUAAAUUAUCAGAAGAUAUGACCAGUCAACUACCAGAGGAGUCUGUGGAGACCCAGAGCUCAGACGAGCUUGAGUGCAAGAUCUGUUACAACCGCUAUAACCUGCGACAGAGAAAACCCAAAGUGCUGGAAUGUUGUCACAGGGUAUGUGCUAAAUGCCUCUGCAAGAUCAUAGACUUCGGGGAUUCCCCACAAGGAGUCAUAGUGUGCCCGUUCUGCAGGUUUGAAACGUGCCUGCCAGACAAUGAGGUUAGUAGUCUUCCUGAUGACAACAACAUCCUUCUCAAUUUAGCUUGUGGAGGAAAGGGUAAGAAGUGCCUACCAGACAACCCAACAGAACUGUUGCUGACUCCCAAAAGGUUGGCAUCUCUGGUUAGUCCUUCUCACACCUCUUCUAAUUGCCUGGUUAUAACAAUCAUGGAAGUACAAAGAGAAAGUCCCCAGGCUCUGAACUCAACCCCUGUGGUGGAAUUUUACAGGCCUACAAGUUUUGACUCUGUUGCAACCGUGUCCCACAACUGGACAGUGUGGAACUGCACAUCUUUGCUCUUCCAGACCUCAAUUCGGGUGCUAGUGUGGUUGCUAGGAUUGCUGUACUUUAGUUCCUUGCCUUUAGGGAUUUAUUUACUGGUAUCUAAGAAAGUCACCCUUGGGGUUGUCUUCGUAAGCCUUGUCCCUUCGAGCCUUGUUAUUCUUAUGGUUUAUGGCUUUUGCCAGUGUGUUUGCCAUGAAGUUCUAGACUGCAUGUCAUCAUGAUAACAAAUAAGCAAAAUAAAAUGUAUUGCAACAUCUGUAGCAUAGUCAACUUAUCCUGUCGUAUUCUUAUUUAUUCUUACUGUUGCCCACCCCACUAAAUGGAAGCAGUGGCCCCAGUUCUGUGGUCAUCUUUUUUUCUACUUGAUUUGAUUUCUGUCCCACCCCACCCACUCUCUGCCCCUUUAUUUCCAUAAAUAAUAGAAAUAAAAUUGAUGUGCCGAGUUUAAAAGGCUGAGUUGUAGAAAUUGCCAAACUCAGUGCCUGCCACUGCUGCCCUUUGGUUUUUGUUGACUCAAUCAUGGCAGUCAAAGCUGCGGCAUCCACUACAGAGGAAAUUAGUGUAACAGGCACCUUCCUGAUGGGAUAACAUCUCUUCAUCCAAAACAUCUCAUGCUUUGUGAUAUCUGUUACUUAUAAUUCAUUAACAUUUCUAGCAAAUGAAAUCACUUUAUUAGUUAAUAUUGUAAGAAAAAGGCAAACUGUCAUUGCUUUUUUUAGUUCAUGACUGGAGGAGGCCAGUGGUGGCACGUUUUUUACAUUCUGUGACAUGAGCAAUCUUUUCCUCACCAUACUAAAACCACGUCUUCAAAACAUUCUCCUCAAACAGAAGUCAUAUAGUUGCAGCUCCUUCUGAGAUAUGUCUGCUAAGGAGUAUUUACAGGAACUCUGCCCCAUGUUUGCUGUCCUCUAGAUGUACUUACUUUAGUGUGCAUCCACCUCAGGCUUCCAUUUGAGGGUUCAGAGCUCUGCAGACUUCUCUCACUGUGUUUUGUUAUGCUUACACUCCCUCCCAGCAUUUCCACCAUCACCUUACAUUUCCAACCCAUUACUACUUCUAACAAAUUGUCUGGCCAGCUUCACACUCAUCUGCUCUCUGGUAGUUACACCGGAGAACUUGGCUUAUGUGACUUCAGCUACCAAGAUAGACUUUUAUUCCCAGCCAUUAGAAAAUGGAGCUUCAAUUACUAAUACAAAUUUCAGGAGACACUGAAACAGUUAACUGGGUGGUUAUUUUUGCUUUCUGAAUUCUCAGAAUGAUCAUUGUAAGGAGAUACUAUGACUUUGUGAAGAUUACUGUUUACUGCAUAGUCCCUCAAAUGUUUAAUACCCUGAACUCCCUGUCAUCAUUGUGAGUUGAUGCCACUUUAGGUGUGGCAAUUAGCAUGUCUUGAUUAGUUGAAUUGAGAGGAAUUACUGAUGUUUUACCAUUCCACAAGUAGAAUCAGGCCCUGUUAGGCUUGCUUGUAUGUUGUAUGGUUUAGGCUGCUCUUUCAACCACUGGAAAAGUGUUAAAGUAAGAAAUAUUUCAUGUUGAUGUGUAUAACUAGAUCCAGGAACACCACAGCUGGAAUCUCAUUUUCCUCUGCACAGCAGGGUGAAAACUGAGAAGUUGAGCAGUGCCAGUGUGGUUUUGGGGUCAGGGACAAGAUUUGGUAAUUUCAAGGCAGAGUAAGACUGAAUGUGUGGCCUAACAAAAUAAUCUCAGAGCAAACUGACUUGGAUGAGAAUGAAAAAUGGUGAUGGGAAUAGCAAAGCUCAAGUGGUGGUUGUGUCUGUCAAGGAUUUGAAGUCAAACUAGUCCUUUUGUAGAUGGUGUAGAUGGUAUCUCCAGUUUCAUUUCUAUUGCAAACAGGGAAAAACGUGGAAAUGUAUAGGUCUUGCUUUUCUUGACACCCAUUUUGUAAUAGUGCAAAUAUAUGUGUGUAUGUACAUACAAACACAUAUGUGAGAAGAAAACUUAGAGCAAAAUUAUAGUUUUCAAAUGUAUGGAGUUACAGAGCUGUGUACUGAACAAUUAAAUGAAAUGUUCCCAACUUUUCUGUAAUGAUUCAAUAGCAAUUACAACUAAAUUAGUUUCAAAAUUCCUAGAAAUGACUAUUCCUAAGUAAUUGUUAUUAAUGUUUGUAGUAAAAGCACAUGUAGGUAGAAGAGAUAAUCAUCUCCAGUUCUGGUGUACUGCAAGGUUUGACUCAUCUGUGGACUCAUACAUUCUAAAGUCUCCAACAAUAACAUGUCAAGAAAACAUAAUCUGUCGUUUUAUAGUACUUUGAGAAAAGAUGUAUUUGUAGUGUUAGGGGUUUCUAUGUUUGAGGGUUUGUUCAAUUUGUCUGAAUAUAAUGUCUCUAAUAAAGGGCUGGCUAAUAGAGGAA